AUGGCGUUUCGCCAAGAAGAAGAUGAAGCGGUAUCGGAUGCAUGGGAGAGAUUCAAGGACUUUCUUAGGAAGUGUCCUCACCACGGAAUCCCUCAUUGUAUUCAAUUGGAAACCUUUUAUAAUGGGCUUUCUAGUGCCGCUAAGAUUAUUCUUGACGGAACAGCCGGUGGUGCUUUCAUAGCUAAAACCUACAACGAGGGGUAUGACAUUUUGGAACGAAUUUCUAAUAAUAAUACUGAAUGGUCUAACCCUCGUGCUGUCAUUUCUAAAUCUGCCUCGGGCAUUCAUGAGCUUGAUGCCAUUUUUUCUUUGAAUGCCCAAAUUGUUGCUCUAACUAAUUUGGUUAAAAAUAAUUUAAACUUGAAUGUGGAAAAGAAUCAAGUCCAAUCCAUAAUGUCUAAUUCUUUCAUGAUUGAAUCUUGUGUUUUCUAUAGUGAAAGACAUUCUUAUGAGUUUUGCCCCGGAAACCCCGUUUCGGUAAAUUAUGUUGGAACCCAUACAAGAAAUAGCCCAUUUUCUGCAACGUACAAAUCAAAUUGGAGAAAUCAUCCGAAUUUUUCAUGGGCUAGAUAUCAAGGACUUCAACCCCCCGGGGCAACUCAAGUCCAAAGCCGACCUUCGAAUCCCUCGGGAUUUCAUCAAGGUGGUCAUCACAUGCAAGGUAAUCACCACAUGUACCAAAGCGGACAAUCUUCACAAUUGCUUGCACCUAGGCAACAAAAUGCAUCGGAGGGUAAUGGUUCACUUGAAUAUUUAUUUAAAGGUAUUAUAAACCAAACCAAUUCCACCUUGAGGAGUUUUGAGACCCAGCUUGGCCAAUUUGCCACGGAUCUCAAGAAUAGACCUCAAGGAACUUUGCCUAGUGACACGGAAAUACCUAAGGAACAUGUCAAGGCCGUGACUUUAAGAAGUGAUAAGAACUUGGGAGACUCUAAUGCCGAAUAG
Messenger RNA from Cynara cardunculus var. scolymus (artichoke), 945 nucleotides. RefSeq lists its product as uncharacterized. Bases 1 to 945 code for a protein of 314 amino acids. The record is from RefSeq and is a predicted model, not a curated record. The transcript has a single exon. NCBI's taxonomy places the organism in Eukaryota, Viridiplantae, Streptophyta, Magnoliopsida, Asterales, Asteraceae.